Messenger RNA from Erigeron canadensis, 904 nucleotides. RefSeq lists its product as uncharacterized. The record is from RefSeq and is a predicted model, not a curated record. NCBI's taxonomy places the organism in Eukaryota, Viridiplantae, Streptophyta, Magnoliopsida, Asterales, Asteraceae. The transcript has 3 exons. The coding region runs from base 105 to 713 and encodes 202 amino acids.
CUGAUGAGUACGCAUAAUAUAAAAAGUUGAAUUCCAGUUGCGAUCUUCUUCUAUAUAUAUCUAUCUAUCUGUAUCUAUAUAUUUAUUUAUCAAUAUCAAUAUCAAUGGCGAAGUUUUCAAAUCUACCGAUACACGCAUCGCGUUUGUUCUUCUUUCUCAUCAUCUUUCAGAUUCCUUUUUUCAGGAUACCAUGUAGAUCGGGUAUGUGUACGACGCCUAUCCAUGUUACAUCUAGCCAGUUGGUCGCAAGUGAAGUCUUUCCAGUAGCUGCAGUUAAGACCCUUCUUUACCCAGGGGCCCUUUUUAAUGAUUUAAUCUACAAUAUGAGUGUUCCGAGCUGGAGUAGUGUACUAGACAAGUACAACCUAACUGAGAUAAAAGUAGCCUCGGCAAUGCCUGAUCUACAACGUUUGGAGGUUCUUGCAGGAAGCUACUUCUCUGUAGCAGGGGCGUUUAUCGGUUUACUAAAACCACAAAGAAUGAGCAUGUUUGGAACUCUUCUAAUUGUAUGGGGACUCGUUAAGGAGGGGCUUCUUGGAAAGCCGGUAAACACUGAUCCCACAAGAUCAGUUUAUGUGUACCCAACCAUGCUAAUUGCCGUCCUUUGUGCCUUCUCUUCCGUCAAGUAUAAUUUCCAGAAAGCUGCUGCAAAACCUCCGCCCCGUCCUGUCGCAAAACCUCUUAAAAGCUCAAAAAAAUCUAAGUUGAAAUGAAUUUGAAGAACAUACGGAUCUCAAAUGUAGUGUUCCUUUCGAUAUUGAGUUUGAUAUGUGGUACAAAUCAUGUGGUUAGAACUUCCAAGGUAUGCAAAACGUACCGGAAAUGCAAUUUAGCCACCUAGUUGUGUUAUGACUCCUUUGUAAAACUUGAUUUUUGGCCAACUGAAGAUGAAUUUUUUUAAUCA